This is a messenger RNA of Doryrhamphus excisus (bluestripe pipefish), 4294 nucleotides long. RefSeq names its product cyclin and CBS domain divalent metal cation transport mediator 2b (gene cnnm2b). Gene Ontology annotation, biological process: magnesium ion homeostasis; transport. NCBI's taxonomy places the organism in Eukaryota, Metazoa, Chordata, Actinopteri, Syngnathiformes, Syngnathidae. Gene Ontology annotation, molecular function: magnesium ion transmembrane transporter activity. The record is from RefSeq and is a predicted model, not a curated record. Gene Ontology annotation, cellular component: plasma membrane.
CUCCCCUGAUUGGCCAUUGCCCCCAUCAGUCUGGAGGAAAUUGAAACAGGCACGAGUUAGCCCGUAAGCCUGCGCUCCAGAAGCAGCAGCGUAGUCCACGUAGUGGGAACCAAGGGGUCCUGAUGCGCAAGUCACGGCAACCCUCGGCGGAGAUGAAGGCGGACUCCGACUGGCUCUGAUUUUUAAAAGUAUUUUUCAUUCAGCGGGUUGCUUGCCGACGGUUGUCACUAUGACAGCACCGUUAUCCCCAGCACCCUCCGCUGCAAAAAUGGCGUCAGUGAACCGGGUCCGUGCGUUGACGUUAAUUUUCUUGACUGUCACUGGCUGUUUUGUCACCCCCACAAGUGGCAAGGAAGGGUCCGAGGACACCGUUAUAACCGGGCUCCGAUUGGAGGACACGGACGACAUUUCCUUCAUGGAUAAGGGCUUCCUGCGGGUGAGUGAGCGCUCUCGGGUGAAAUUAAGAGUCUACGGGCAGAACAUCAACAACGAGACCUGGUCCAAAAUCGCCUUCACGGAGCACGAGAGGAGCCGCGCGGUGGGGAGCCUCGACGCCUCCUCCUCGGGGGAUAACCACAGCCGGGAGGACUCGUCCGGCUUGCAUCCGUGCGGUAUCAGGACUUCGGAUAUCAUCAUUUUACCAAACAUUAUCGUGAACAGAAAGACGUCCGGGAUAGUCGAGAUCGAAGUGAAACCUCUACGGAAGACGGAGAGGAGCAAAUCCUAUUACCUUUGCAUCGCCACUUCCACACCUGCCGCGGCCGGAAUGCACGACCCUUGGACGGAGAACACCUGGAUCUACCACGACGGUGAUGACACCAGAGUGAUAGUAGUGGAGGAGAAGAAGUUCCUGCUGCCUUUCUGGCUCCAGGUCAUCUUCAUCUCCAUGCUGCUGUGUCUGUCCGGGAUGUUCAGCGGCUUGAACCUGGGGCUCAUGGCUCUGGACCCCAUGGAGCUGCAGAUUGUCCAGAAUUGCGGCACGGAAAGGGAGAAGAACUACGCCAAGAAGAUCGAACCGGUCAGGAGCCAAGGGAAUUACUUACUUUGCUCGCUUCUGCUGGGGAACGUGCUGGUGAACACCACGCUCACCAUUCUUCUGGAUGAUAUCGCCGGUUCAGGCUUGAUCGCCGUGGUCAUGUCCACCAUCGGAAUAGUCAUCUUCGGGGAAAUUGUGCCCCAGGCUAUCUGCUCCAGACACGGCCUGGCUGUGGGUGCCAACACCAUUUUCUUGACAAAGUUUUUCAUGCUCCUCACCUUCCCGGCUUCCUACCCGGUGAGCAAGCUUCUGGACUACCUUCUCGGGCAGGAGAUUGGCACCGUGUACAACCGGGAGAAACUUCUGGAGAUGCUGCGCGUCACAGAUCCUUACAACGAUCUUGUCAAGGAGGAGCUCAACAUCAUCCAGGGCGCGCUGGAGCUGAGGACUAAGACCGUGGAGGUGGUGAUGACGCCUCUUCGGGAUUGCUUCAUGAUCCCGGGGGAUGCCACGCUGGACUUCAACACCAUGUCUGAAAUCAUGGAGAGCGGAUACACGCGCAUACCGGUCUUUGAGGGCGAGAGAUCCAACAUUGUGGACCUUCUCUUUGUCAAGGACCUGGCUUUUGUGGACCCGGAUGAUUGCACGCCGCUUAAGACCAUCACCAAAUUUUACAGCCACCCGUUGCACUUUGUCUUCAACGACACCAAGCUGGACGCCAUGUUGGAAGAGUUUAAAAAAGGAAAAUCCCAUCUGGCCAUAGUUCAGAGGGUCAACAAUGAGGGUGAGGGAGACCCUUUCUACGAAGUUCUGGGUAUUGUCACCCUGGAGGACAUUAUCGAGGAAAUCAUCAAGUCAGAGAUCCUGGACGAGACAGACUUGUACACCGACAACAAGACGAAGAAGAAAAUCACCCAUCGAGAGAGGAAGCAGGAUUUCUCGGCCUUCAAGCCCACCGACAACGAAAUGAAGGUUAAAAUAUCACCUCAGCUUCUGCUGGCUACCCUGCGUUUCCUAGCAACAGAAGUCGACCUGUUCGCACCGCCGCAAAUGUCGGAAAAGAUUCUGCUGCGUUUGCUGAAGCAUCCCAACGUCAUCCAGGAGCUGAAAUACGACGAGAAGAACAAGCGGGCGUCUGAGCACUACCUCUUCCACAGGAACAGGCCUGUGGACUAUUUCAUCCUCAUUCUGCAGGGCAAAGUUGAAGUGGAGGCAGGAAAAGAGGGGAUGAAGUUCGAAGCAGGACCGUUUUCCUUCUAUGGAAUGAUGGCCCUGACUGUUUCGCCAGUCCCACUGUCUCUUUCUCGAACCUUUGUCAACAGGGCUGAUUCGUUAGCCGGGUCACCAGAGAGUAAAUCGCCGCCACGGCCGUUUGGACUGAAUCAUUCAGACUCUCUGAACAGGAGCGAGCGAAUAGACGCCAUCACUCCGACGCUGGGCAGCAGCAACAAUCAACUCAACUCCUUCCUGCAGAUCUACGUCCCCGACUACUCUGUCCGAGCGUGCUCAGACCUGCAUUACAUAAAGGUAACACGGCAGCAGUACCAGAACGCGGUGAUGGCGUCGCGCAUGGACAAGACGCCGCAGUCCACAGACAGCGAGUUCACGAAAAUCGAGCUCACGCUGAGCGAGCUCCGCGAUGGCGUGGAGACCUCCGCCGUGGUCACCAGCAUAGCCGGCACCACCGCACCCGCCCCGGCCGUGACGCUACCCCUGGCAAACGAGACCUCCCACCUGCUCAACCAGCAGCAGCACAACUGCGUGGGCGUGAGCAGGAGCAACCACAGCGCUCACAAGGAGGGGCCCGUGUAGAACCCCCGACCCGCCACCCUCCUGCCCUGACGGACCGGACACACGGUGCAGCGGCGUAGCUAGAGAGACGAGGGGAACGUGGGGGUGCCCUCGGAUGCUGCUCCCCCACCACACACUCUGUUAGCGAGGCCCUACGAAAGGGGGGCGGGAAGUGAGGGGGAGGUGAGUGAAACGCCCCCCCCCCCGCCCCCGCCACCUGUCAGAAGCCCUGCUCUGCUACACCCUCUUACACGGACGGUGCUGAGACUGAGCUUCCUUUCGGGACAAUCUGACACUUUCAUAGCGGAAACUUAGACCAGAGGACAGAGUUACAGUGUGCAUGCAAGCCUCCCUACCGUACCCCCCCCCCCCCACACACACACACACACACACCACUCAGGCCAAAGACCUUGGUCCCCCCCACACCAUCCCUCCUUUGUUACACUGGACACACACUGCUGUUUGUUUGCACACAAACGAAUCCCACUUUUUUGCAUCUUUCAGGGAAACUCAGAGGAGCCCAUCAUCUGCAUGGACUCACGGAGCAAUGGUUUGGCAAAGACUGCACCAAAAACCGCUUUGAGAGAAACCAUUACAUCACAAACCAAGAAUGUUUUCCUGUAUUUAUUUAUUUUAUAAUAUUGUAUGUAUGUAUGUCUAUAUAUCUAUAUAUAUAUAUAUAUAUAUACAGUAUAUACACAUACAUGGGUGUGGCAUUUAAGUGCUCUUAAACGUCGCAUCAGACAGAAUAUGCUACAUAUGUGGAGCUGAACGUCCAUUCAUGUAUUCAUGUAUAUGAGGGGGUUUUACACAUACAUUAUGUACAUUACAGAUUGUCUUAUUUUUACUAUUGUAUAUUCGAAAUUGGGCAUUUUCACCCUUUAAAAAAAAAAAAAAAAAAAAUCACACUAUGCCUUUAAGAGAAAAAUCAUAACAGUAAUUAUUUUAACAAAGUGCAAUGAAGAGAAGUUUAUUUAAGAGAUGAUUAUUAAUGAGUGUAUUGUAAAAUGACAGAUAUAUUUGUAUCUAUGCUCUGUAUGUAUUUGUAUGUCUGAGCGAUACUAAAGCCAACAUCCCCGUGCAAAAUGCCCCUUCCUGUCUAAAUAGGAGGCCUUCUAUGGUUAUCAGCAUGGCUGAUGUUACCCCCCCAACUACCCACACCCCCCCCACACACACACUGUGGUGCACAUGGCGGCGAAGUCUCUUAUACUUUUUGUCCUUUAAUCAAACUUGACUUGCACAGUAUUAAUGACCUCAUCUAACACGCUGAGCAUCAUGGACGCCACAAGAAGAAACCUCAACAUUAAAAAUGGUGUCCACGAAUGACACACGCCGUUCCUUUUUCUACUCUCCUCUCGUUCGUCUACCCCCCCCCCCCCCCCCCCCCCCCGCCGCCCCCUGGCAGAGCUGGAGCCCGUUUGACAGCGGUGAAUGUGAAAGUACAGAUCAUAAUCCAUGUCGAAUAAUUCUUUAGUUACAUCCAGACUGUCGUGUCACAACUGCUGUGGCUGCUUAUUAAAAGAUUGA